GUGGGUGCGGGAGGCUGUGCAGCACCUGUGGCUGAAUUGCAGGCAGAUGCUGUAAUAGGGGCAUAUCGGCAUGAGCUGCUGCUGAGAUGAGGAUGAAUCAAGUUUUCCUGGCUAGGUCUAAAAUGACCGCUCCAGUUUGUGGUUAUAAAAGGGAUACUUGUUUUCAAGUUCCUCAUCAUGGCGGUACUCACUUCUCUACUCAAACAACUCGGUUGCACGUCUGUCAUACUCUUGCUCUGUGUGCCGUUCACUGGUGCCCGCUAUUGUCGAACAGUUCCUGGAGACCCCAACUUUCCAUCUGGUGAAGAAUGGAAUAAUCUGAAUUCUUCUAUCUCUGGCAGGCUUGUCAAGGCAGUCCCAUCAGCUCAGUUUUGCGAUAUGCACGGUGGCUGCACUGACGUGGAAUGGACCAGCUCGGUUUUUCGUGCCAACAUACCUGGAGCCAUGAAUCAGGUCAAUUUGGAGCAAGAUUACGAAUCUAUCCCUCCCUCUCUAUGCCAGAGGAAUUCGACAGAUUGUGGUCAGGGCAACGUUCCUCUGUACGCUAUUUUAGCAGAGUCUGUCGAGGACGUACAGAUUGGCAUCGCUUUUUCAAGCACUCACAACCUCCGACUGGCGGUCAAGGCGUCUGGCCAUGACUAUCUGGGACGCUCGACUGCGCGUAAUUCGCUUCUUAUUUCUACGCACAAGUUUCAAAAUAUUACCUUUACUGAGAACUUUACUGUCAGCGAGCGUAACGAAGGAUCGGCUGUCACUGUUGGUAGUGGAGUGCCCUUGAACACUUUGUAUCAGGCAGCCAAAGAACAAGGCAAGAUCGUCGUCGGUGGAGAUGCGGCGACUGUCGUUGCUGCCGGCGGCUACGUUCAAGGAGGCGGCCAUUCAGCGCUCUCUCCCCUGCUGGGCCUAGCUGCAGAUAACGUCCUCGAGUUUGAAAUCGUGACUGCUAACUCAGCAUAUUUGAAAGUGAAUGAAAAGGAAAAUGCCGAUUUGUUCUGGGCAUUACGAGGCGGCGGCGCAGGAUCGUGGGGUGUUGUCGUGUCGGCUACAUUCCGUACCUUCCCCACGUUCAAUGCUACAUAUUCACUCGUAGUGAUGACCGCUAACGACACCGUGGCAAUUGGCUCAAUCAUGGCGUCGCACGCCAAGCACAUCUUUGAUUGGGACGAUCUACAUAUGAGCCAAUAUGUUAACGUCUACGAAAACGUAACACUCGUUUUCAGGUCCUAUUUCCCCAGAAUAUCCUCGGAUGAAGCUGCUGCUGCUAUGAAGCCAUUCCUAGAUGACGCUCAGGAGUUUGGUCAGAUUAUUUUGCAGCAAUUCGACGAAGACAAUAUAAACGACGUGGUAACGGUAGCCGACGAUGUGGUUGGCUCGAACCUAGCGUUUGGUUCAAGACUUAUCCCAGCAAGUAUGUAUCGCGAUGAUCCUGAUACGGUCGGACAUGUAUAUACCCAGCUUUUGGAUGUUGGGGCUCUUGUCGUCCUCAGUCGCCUAGUCGCGGGAGGCAUGGUAUCAGAAAAUGCAUGGAUUGACUCUGCCAUUCAUCCUGCAUGGCGAACAGCAAAGAAUCAAGUACAAACAUUUGUCUGUGUUUUCAAACCAGAGCUAAUCUCUUUUCAGAUUGACCUUAUUAACAUUUGGGAAGACUCUACGUCACUGUCGAAUGUCUCCUUGAUUCAGAACACAUUCAAGGAUAUCCAACUGCCUAUCCUUGAACAGAUCGCUGGAACACCUGGUGCCUCGUACUCCAAUGAGGCCGAUCCUUUGGAAGAGGACUUCAGAACUACGUUCUUCGGACCCCAUUAUCCGCGCCUCGAAGAUAUCAAGAAGAAGUAUGAUCCAGAGGACCUAUUUAUUGUGGCGGCGGGAGUUGGGAGUGAUAAGUGGGACAAAGAUGGACUUUGCAGGGUAGACUGAAUCGUGCUCUCAUUAAUAUCGAGUCUCUAAAACCCUCACUCGGGUAAUCCUUACAGUGCACGGAAUGUUAUCUUUCUCUUAGGCUUCCUGAUGACACGACGCUCAUGCAAAGUAUUGUCUCCAUUGGGAGGAAUAGUGGUGAUAACUCUUAGAGGUGGGGGACCGAUAACUAAGUAAGGCUGGCAAGCGGCAAAGCCCGCUACUUUGACCGUACAUGACACGGAUUUUCCUGACUUAACAGAGUUCAGACUUACUCGACGG
Desarmillaria tabescens is the source of this 2178-nucleotide messenger RNA. RefSeq names its product FAD-binding domain-containing protein. The coding region runs from base 178 to 1917 and encodes 579 amino acids. Lineage: Eukaryota; Fungi; Basidiomycota; Agaricomycetes; Agaricales; Physalacriaceae. The transcript is spliced from 8 exons. Gene Ontology annotation, molecular function: oxidoreductase activity; FAD binding. The record is from RefSeq and is a predicted model, not a curated record.